This is a messenger RNA of Zerene cesonia (dogface butterfly), 4268 nucleotides long. It is a transcript of the gene SMC2, whose product is annotated as structural maintenance of chromosomes protein 2. Gene Ontology annotation, cellular component: chromosome. Lineage: Eukaryota; Metazoa; Arthropoda; Insecta; Lepidoptera; Pieridae. The record is from RefSeq and is a predicted model, not a curated record. Gene Ontology annotation, molecular function: protein binding; ATP binding; ATP hydrolysis activity. Bases 160 to 3705 code for a protein of 1181 amino acids. The transcript is spliced from 22 exons. Gene Ontology annotation, biological process: chromosome organization.
ACAAACCGCAAACGCGAAACUUCGAAAACUAACGGAUAAAAUAAAUAAUAGUGGGAAAUCAUCUAGUAAACAGUGUUUUAUUUACAGUAUUUUACACAUUGAAUUUGUGGGAUUCAAUGUUUGACUAUUAUUACUUUUGAGCUAAAGGAAAGUAACAAAAUGCAUAUCAAAUCUAUAGUUUUGGAUGGUUUCAAGUCGUAUGGAAAUCGAGUGGAAGUUACCGGCUUUGAUCCAGAAUUUAAUGCUAUCACUGGGUUAAACGGAACAGGAAAGUCAAAUAUUCUAGACUCUAUAUGUUUCGUUUUGGGAAUAACAAAUCUAUCCAAUGUGCGCGCUGGAAGUCUUCAAGAGCUGAUUUACAAGCAUGGACAAGCUGGUAUUACAAAAGCUACCGUGAGCAUCACUUUUGACAACAGGAAUAAGAGACAAAGUCCUAUUGGAUAUGAGAACCAUGAUGAGAUCACUGUUACAAGACAGGUGGUGAUGGGUGGUAAGAAUAAAUACCUGAUAAACGGUAUCAAUGUACAAAAUAAGAGAGUGACAGACUUGUUCUGUUCAGUGCAGCUAAAUGUGAACAAUCCCCAUUUCCUCAUCAUGCAGGGCAGGAUCACCAAAGUGCUGAAUAUGAAACCACCAGAGAUAUUGUCUAUGGUUGAAGAGGCGGCAGGUACAAGAAUGUAUGAAGCUAAAAAGCAAGCAGCUCAGAAAACCAUUGAGAAAAAAGAUGCUAAGCUGAGGGAGCUCAAUGAUAUAAUAAAGGAGGAUAUAGCUCCGAAACUGCAAAAGUUGCAGGACGAGCGAGCUCAGUUCCAAGAGUACCAGAAGGUUGUGAGAGAGUUGGAGAAUCUUACAAGACUGCAUGUGGCUUGGAAAUAUGUGACGGCAGAAAAAAGUGUCAGUGAAGCGAAUAGCAAGGUGACAGAAGUGAUGAAUGAGAUCCAAGGGAAGAAAGAUAAGAUAGAGAGCAAUAUUCAGGAAGCACAAGAGUUCGAUACGCAGGCCACUGAGUUGAAUAGACGACUGGAUGAGGAAAGCGGCAGCGCGCUGUUGGCGCUGGAGAGGUCGGCGGCGGGCGCGGAGCGGCGCGAGGCGGGCGCGGGCGCGGCGCAGCUGGGCGCGCGGGACGCGCUGGCGGCGCAGCGCGCGCGCGCCGCCCUGCUGCGCCGCGCGCGCGCCUACGACGCCGCCGCGCUCGCCGACAAGCGCGCCGUGCUGCUGCAGGCGUCAUCGACAUUCGAGUCGCUCCGGGCGGCGAGCGAGGCGGGCGAGCGGCGGCUGGCGGAGGCGCAGGCCAAGUUCCUGGCCGUCAGCUCGGGCCGCGAGGACGCCGCCUCCUCGCUGCAGGACCAGCUCAUGGAGGCAAAACAGCAAGCCUCCGAAGCGUCCACGCGGAUAUCACAAAAUAUGAUGGAGAGGAAACACGCGGAGGAGCGGCUCAAGGGCCUCGAGCGGGAGUUCAGUUCCAGUAACGCGCAGUACAAACAGGACUUGGAUGUCAUACAGAAGAAUGAGGCUGAGGUGGAGAGGCUAAAGGCGCAGCUGGCGGGCGCUGCGGGGGGCGCUGGGGACGGCGCGGCGGGGUGCGCGCAGGCGGCGGCGGCGGCGCGGGUGCGCGCGGCGGCGGCGGCGGCGCGGCGCGCGCGGGAGGGCGCGGAGGCGCUGGCGGCGCGCCUGCAGCGCUGCCACUUCCGCUACGAGCCGCCCGAGCCGCACUUCGACGCGCAGCGGGUCGCGGGCACUGUAUGCAGGCUUAUAAAUGUCAUCGAUCCUAAAUAUUGCACGGCGCUGGAGACGGCAGCCGGAGGAAGAUUGUACAACGUGGUGGUGGACACGGAGGUGACGAGCAAGCUGCUGCUGCAGCACGGCAAGCUGCAGACGCGCACCACGCUCAUCCCGCUCAACAAGAUCUCGGCGCACGUGCUGGACCCGCGCACCUUGCGCGCCGCGCAGGACAUCGGCGGCGGGCCGGACAAGGUGCAGCUGGCGCUGGAUCUGAUAGAGUUCGAGCCGCGGGUGCGCGCGGCCAUGAGCUGGGUGUUCGGCGGCACGCUCGUGUGCGCGGACCUGGACACGGCCAAGCGCGUCACGUUCGACCCGCGCGUGCGCACGCGCUGCGUCACGCUCGACGGCGACGUGUUCGACCCGUCCGGCACGCUGUCCGGCGGCGCUCGGGCUAAGGGCGGCGCGCUGCUGGUGCAGCUGGCGGAGCUGCGCGAGCGCGAGCGGCAGCUGCAGCAGCUGGAGGCCGAGCUGGCGCUGCGCACGGCAGAACUCGACUCCGCGCAGAGCGAUGCCGAGAAGUACGCGGCGAUUAAGCAGAAGCUGGAGAUGUCGGAGCACUUGCUGGGCGUGUCGCGCGCGCGCGUGGCCGCCACGGCGCACGCGCAGCUGCACCAAGAGAUACAGGCGCUGCGCGAACAGAUAAAACAAUUGAGCGCGGCGUUGGAAGAAGAUAAGAAAACGCAGGCUGAAGCCUCGGCCCGCGCUAAAGAACUGGAAGCUAAAGUGAAAGAUAUUAAGGGACAUAGAGAAAGAGAGUUCCAAAAAGCGGAACAAGCGUUGAAGAAAGCCAAAGAAGAAGCAGAGCAGCACGGCAGCACCUGGAAGCAGCGCGAGCAGGAGUUCGAGACGCUCCGCCUGGAGGUGCAGGAGCUGGAGGCCGCUGUGGCCAGCACCGAGAAGCAGCUGCAGGACACGGAGCAGGCGGUGGAGGGACUGGCAGCCGCUUUUGAGAAGGCGCAGCAGGAACACAGCGAAGCGCUUGCUACUGUAAAAGACUUGCAAAGCCGUAUAAAGAAGCAUAAAGCGGAAAUAGCCAGCCGCAACACGGAGGUGGCCAAGCUGUUGCAGAAGAAGGACAAGCUGUUGAAGGACAACAACGAGCUGGAGCUCAAUAUUAAGGAGUUGGAGUACAAGGUCAAGGAGUUACAGACCGAGGCUUCUGAUUGCAAGAAACGGAUGGAGGCGCUGGAGAGCGAGCACGCGUGGAUCGCGUCGGAGCGGCAGUACUUCGGCGCGGCGGGCGGGCUGUACGACUGGGGGCCGCGCGGGGGCGCCGGCGCCGGUGCGGGGCCGCGCGCGGCGCAGCUGCGCGAGCGCCGCGCCCGCCUCGCGCGCGGCCUCAACGCGCGCGCGCACACGCUGCUCGGCGGCGAGGAGCAGCAGUACCAAGACGUGUUGCGCAAGAAGGCAAUCGUGGAGGCGGACCGCGCCAAGCUGGUGGAGGUGAUGGGCGAGCUGGACGAGAAGAAGCGGCGCACGCUGGUGGCGGCGUGUGCGCAGGUCAACCGCGACUUCGCGUCCAUCUUCAGCACGCUGCUGCCCGGCGCGCAGGCGCAGCUGCGCCCGCCGCCCGGCCUCUCCGUGCUCGACGGACUCGAGGUACGCGUGGGCUUCAAUGGCACGUGGAAGGAAUCGCUGAGCGAGCUGAGCGGCGGGCAGCGCUCGCUGGUGGCGCUGUCGCUGGUGCUGGCCAUGCUGCUAUUCCACCCGGCGCCGCUCUACAUCCUGGACGAGGUGGACGCGGCGCUGGACCUGUCGCACACGCAGAACAUCGGCGCCAUGCUCAAGGACCACUUCCGGCACUCGCAGUUCAUCAUAGUGUCGCUGAAGGACGGCAUGUUCAACAACGCCAACGUGCUGUUCCGCACGCGCUUCGUGGACGGCAUGUCGGCUGUGCAGCGCACCGUCAACUCACGCCGGUAGUUUCAUAAAAAACAAAUAAACUUACAAAAUGUUUUUUUAGUAACAAACAUCGGGCAACUGCGCUGGUGGUUCGCCUGAUGGUAAGCGAUCACCACCGCCCAUGAACUUGCUUAGCUUUUAAGGGGAAAUGGAUAAAGAAAGGAUUCACAACUGGAAAAAAGGAAUGGCCUGCGAAGGGUGAGGAAAAGGAUACGGCCCUCGCCAUCCUUGUAUAUACAAUGUAUUGUUGAAGUGUUUGAAUUUAACUCGACAGAUUGUUUCUGUUAUAACUGCGUAUUGUAAGGUACAUUUGUAAAUAUAGUAAAUAAGUUUUGGGUCUCGAUUUCAUGUAAUUGUUGUAUUUAAACUCCUUUUGUGGCGAAUUUUGAAAAUUUUGAUACAAACAAAAAUCGAAUGAAAUGUCGUUUCGCCUCAUUGAUCUUUUCUUUCACUGUCAGUUUGACAUUCCUAAUAAAAACAUUUAUAAUCAAACUAGAACUUUAAUUUGUUUAUAUCUUCACACGGAGUUCUCUGAGUUAAAUGUUAUAUAAGUUUUUUUAUGGAAUCCAUGUGAUUCAUCACGA